AUGGGUGUCGGCCAGAGGAAGCUGGCCCCACUCUGGACCCUGGCUCUUGCUCUGGCCUGCACCCAGCACACAGGCCAUGCCCAGGAUGGCUCUUCUGAAUCCAGCUACGGGCACCACCCUGCCCUCUCUCCCAUCGCCCGGGGGCCUAGUGGGGUCCCGCUCCAUGGGGUGACUCUCUUCCCGCCUCUGAGGACCAUCCCCGUGGUACGAGCCUCCAACCCGGCGCACAACGGGCGGGUGUGCAGCACCUGGGGCAACUUCCACUACAAGACCUUCGACGGCGACGUCUUCCGCUUCCCCGGCCUCUGCAACUACGUGUUCUCCGAGCACUGCGGCGCUGCCUACGAGGACUUCAAUGUCCAGCUGCGCCGCAGCCAGGAGUCAGCAGCCCCCACGCUGAGCAGGGUCCUCAUGAAGGUGGAUGGCGUGGUCAUCCAGCUGACCAAGGGCUCUGUCCUGGUCAACGGCCGCCCGGUCCUGUUGCCCUUCAGCCAGGCUGGGGUCUUCAUUCAGCAGAGCAGCAGCUACACCAAGGUGGAGGCCAGACUGGGCCUUGUCCUCAUGUGGAACCACGAUGACAGCCUGCUGCUGGAGUUGGACGCCAAAUAUGCCAACAAGACCUGUGGGCUCUGUGGAGACUUCAACGGGAUGCCCGUGGUCAGCGAGCUCCUCUCCCACAACAUCAAGCUGACUCCUAUGGAGUUUGGGAACCUGCAGAAGAUGGACGACCCCACGGAGCAGUGUGAGGACCCUGUCCCUGAACCCCCGAGGAACUGCUCCACUGGCUUUGGCAUCUGCGAGGAGCUCCUGAAUGGUCAGCUGUUCUCCAGCUGUGUGGCCCUGGUGGACGUCAGCAGCUACCUGGAGGCCUGCAGGCAAGACCUCUGCUUCUGCGGAGGCACCGACCUGCUCAGCUGCGUCUGCCACACCCUCGCAGAGUACUCCCGGCAGUGCGCCCACGCCGGGGGGCUGCCCCAGGACUGGCGGGGCCCUGACCUCUGCCCCCAGACGUGCCCCAGCAACAUGCAGUACCACGAAUGCCGCUCCCCCUGCACAGACACCUGCUCCAACCAGGAGCACUCCCGGGCCUGCGAGGACCACUGUGUGGCCGGCUGCUUUUGCCCUGAGGGGACGGUGCUCGAUGACGUUGGCCAGACCGGCUGUGUCCCUGCGUCACAGUGUGCCUGCGUCUACAACGGGGCCGCCUAUGCCUCGGGGGCCACCUACUCCACAGACUGCACCAACUGCACCUGCUCUGGAGGCCGGUGGAGCUGCCAGGAGGUUCCAUGCCCUGGUACCUGCUCCGUGCUUGGAGGUGCCCACUUCUCGACGUUUGACGAGAGGCACUACACGGUGCACGGGGACUGCAGCUAUGUGUUGACCAAGCCCUGUGACAGCAGUGCCUUCACUGUACUGGCUGAGCUGCGCAGGUGUGGGCUGACGGACAGCGAGACCUGCCUGAAGAGUGUGACACUGAGCCUGGACGGGGCGCAGACGGUGGUGGUGAUCAAGGCCAGCGGGGAAGUGUUCCUGAACCAGAUCUACACCCAGCUGCCCAUCUCUGCAGCCAACGUCACCAUCUUCAGACCUUCGACCUUCUUCAUCAUCGCCCAGACCAGCCUGGGCCUGCAGCUGGACCUGCAGCUGGUGCCCACCAUGCAGCUGUUCGUGCGGCUGGCGCCCAAGCUCCGCGGGCAGACCUGCGGUCUCUGUGGGAACUUCAACAGCAUCCAGGCCGAUGACUUCCGGACCCUCAGUGGGGUGGUGGAGGCCACAGCCGCGGCCUUCUUCAACACCUUCAAGACCCAGGCCGCCUGUCCCAACAUCAGGAACAGCUUCGAAGACCCCUGCUCCCUGAGCGUGGAGAAUGAGAAGUAUGCCCAGCACUGGUGCUCGCAGCUGACCGAUGCCAACGGCCCCUUCAGCCGGUGCCACGCUGCCGUGAAGCCGGACACCUACUACUCGAACUGCAUGUUUGACACCUGCAACUGUGAGCGGAGUGAGGACUGCCUGUGCGCCGUGCUGUCCUCCUAUGUGCAUGUCUGUGCCGCCAAGGGUGUGCAGCUCAGUGGCUGGAGGAACGGCGUCUGCACGAAGCCCAUGACCACUUGCCCCAAGUCGAUGACCUACCACUACCAUGUCAGCACCUGCCAGCCCACCUGCCGCUCUCUGAGUGAGGGGGACAUCACCUGCAGUGUUGGCUUUAUCCCCGUGGAUGGCUGCAUCUGUCCCGAGGGCACCUUCCUGGAUGACACGGGCAAAUGUGUGCAGGCCAGCAACUGUCCCUGCUAUCACAGGGGCUCCGUGAUCCCCAAUGGGGAGUCGGUGCACGACAGUGGGGCUGUCUGCACCUGCAUGCAUGGGAAGCUGAGCUGCAUCGGAGGCCAAGCCCCCACCCCAGUGUGUGCUUCACCCAUGGUGUUCUUUGACUGCCGCAAUGCCACGCCCGGGGACACAGGGGCCGGCUGUCAGAAGAGCUGCCACACCCUGGACAUGACCUGUUACAGUCCCCAGUGUGUGCCUGGCUGCGUGUGCCCCGAUGGGCUGGUGGCAGAUGGCGAGGGAGGCUGCAUCCAGGUGGAGGACUGCCCCUGCGUGCACAACGAGGCCAGUUACCGGGCCGGCCAGACCAUCCGGGUGGGCUGCAACACCUGCACUUGUGACAGCAGGAUGUGGCGGUGCACAGAUAACCCCUGCCUGGCCACCUGUGCUGUGUACGGGGAUGGUCACUACCUCACCUUCGACGGGCAGAGCUACAGCUUCAAUGGAGACUGCGAGUACAUGCUGGUGCAGAACCACUGUGGUGGGAAAGGCAGCGCACAGGACUCCUUCCGUGUUGUCACUGAGAACAUCCCCUGCGGCACCACGGGGACCACCUGCUCCAAGGCCAUCAAGAUCUUCCUGGGGGGCUCCGAGCUGAAGCUGAGCCACGGGAAGGUGGAGGUGAUUGGGACGGACGAGAGCCAGGAGGUGCCAUACACCAUCCGGCAGAUGGGCAUCUACCUGGUGGUGGACACCGACAUCGGCCUGGUUCUGCUGUGGGACAAGAAGACCAGCAUCUUCAUCAACCUCAGCCCCGAGUUCAAGAGCAGGGUCUGUGGCCUGUGCGGGAACUUCGAUGACAUUGCUGUCAACGACUUUGCCACACGGAGCCAGUCUGUGGUGGGGGAUGAGCUGGAGUUCGGGAACAGUUGGAAGCUCUCCCCGUCCUGCCCGGAUGCCCUGGCAGCCAAGGACCCCUGCACGGCCAACCCCUUCCGCAAGUCCUGGGCCCAGAAGCAGUGCAGCAUCCUCCACGGCCCCACCUUCGCCGCCUGCCACGCACACGUGGAGCCAGCCAGGUACUAUGAGGCCUGUGUGAAUGACGCAUGUGCCUGCGACUCAGGGGGUGACUGCGAGUGUUUCUGCACGGCUGUGGCCGCCUACGCCCAGGCCUGCCAUGAAGUGGGCCUGUGUGUGUCCUGGCGGACCCCGAGCAUCUGCCCUCUGUUCUGUGACUACUACAACCCGGAAGGCCAGUGCGAGUGGCACUACCAGCCCUGUGGGGCGCCCUGCCUGCGGACCUGCCGGAACCCGCGCGGAGACUGCCUGCAGGACAUCCGGGGCCUGGAAGGCUGCUACCCCAAGUGCCCAACAGAGGCUCCCAUCUUUGAUGAGGACAAGAUGCAGUGUGUGGCCACCUGCCCGACCCCACCUCUGCCACUACCGUGCCACGUCCAUGGGAAGUCCUACCGGCCAGGCGCAGUGGUGCCCUCAGACAAGAACUGCCACUCCUGCCUCUGCACCGAGCGCGGCGUGAAGUGCAGCUACGAAGCUGAGGCCUGUGUCUGUACCUACGACGGACAGCGCUUCCACCCAGGGGACGUCAUCUACCACACGACGGACGGCACGGGUGGCUGCAUCUCUGCCCGCUGCGGGGCCAACGGCACCAUUGAGAGGAGGGUCUACCCCUGCAGCCCCACCACCCCCGUCCCCGCAACCACCUUCUCCUUCUCCACGCCCCCGCUCGCCCCUCAUGCUCAGCUGCCUUAUCUUCUGCCCACAGUCGUGAGCUCCACGCACACCCCCAGCCCUGUCCCGAGCAGCGCGCACACAGGCCCUCCAAGCAGCGCCUGGCCCACCACAGCAGGCACUUCUCCCAGGACGAGGCCGCCCACAGCCUCUGCCUUGCUGCCACCGGUCUGUGGGGAAGAGUGCCUGUGGUCACCUUGGAUGGACAUUAGCCGCCCUGGACGGGGCAUGGACAGCGGUGACUUUGACACACUGGAGAACCUCCGCACCCAUGGGUACCUGGUGUGCGAAUCACCCAGGUCGGUGGAGUGCCGAGCUGAGGACGCCCCCAGAGUGCCACUCCGAGCCCUGGGGCAGCAUGUGCAGUGCAGCCUGGACAUGGGGCUGACCUGUCGUAACAGGGAGCAGGCAUCGGGGCUCUGCUACAACUACCAGAUCAGGGUCAUGUGUUGCACGCCCCUAGCCUGCUCCACCUCUAGCACCCUCCAGUGCCGGCAACAUCAACAUCAUCCACUGUCGACCACGGCCCCGGGGACCUCUGUGGUCUCCAGCAAGCCCACCCACACGGAGUCCACCACACCCUCCUGUGUACACGAGCUUUGCACCUGGACCGAGUGGAUCGACGGCAGCUACCCUGAUCCUGGAAUAAACGGCGGAGAUUUUGACACAUUUCAAAAUUUGAGAGACGAAGGAUACAAAUUCUGUGAAAAUCCUCAAAGCGUGGAGUGCCGGGCACAGGGCUUCCCCAACACGCCACUGGCAGACCUGGGGCAGGACGUCAUCUGUAGCCGCACGGAGGGGCUGAUUUGCCUGAACAAGAAUCAGCUCCCACCCAUCUGCUACAACUACGAGAUCCGCAUCCAGUGUUGCAAGACGGUGAACAAGUGCAGAGACGGCACCAGAACGCUGAAGACCGUCACAACUACACGGCCGACUCCACACCCAGCUGGAGCUCAGACCCAGACCACCUUCACCACACAUAUGCCGUCAGCCUCCACGGAGCAACCCACAGCCACCUCCAGGGGUGAGUCCACAGCAACCAGCAUCACACAGGGCACCCACAGCAGAUCGGUCACCAGAGACUGUCAUCCCCAGUGCACUUGGACCAAGUGGUUCGAUGUGGACUUCCCGUCCCCUGGACCCCACGGCGGAGAUGAGGAAACCUACAACAACAUCAUCAGGAGUGGGGAAAAAAUCUGCCGCCAACCUGAGGAGAUCACCGGGCUCCAGUGCCGAGCCAAGAGCCACCCGGAGGUGAGCAUCAAACACUUGGGCCAGGUGGUGCAGUGCAGCCGCGAAGAGGGCCUGGUGUGCCGGAACCAGGACCAGCAGGGACCCUUCAAGAUGUGCUUCAACUAUGAGGUGCGCGUGCUUUGCUGUGAGACCCCCAAAGGCUGCCCUGUGACGUCCACACCUGUCACAGCUCCUAGCACCCCAAGUGGGAGAGCCACCAGUCCAACUCAGAGCACCUCCUCUUGGCAGAAACCCAGGACAACCACAUUGGUGACAAUUAGCACAACCUCCACUCCACAGACCAGUACAAUCUCUACCCCUACAACCAGCAUGACCUCUGCUCCUACACCCAGAACAACCUAUGCUCCGACAACCAGCACAACCUCAGCUCCUACAACUAACACAUCCUCGGCUCCUACAACCAGCACAACCUCUGCUCCGACAAAAAGCACAACCUGCACUCGAAAGACCAGCACAACCUCUGCCCCUACAACCAGCACGACCUCUGCUCCUACAACUAGCAUGACCUCUGCUCCUACCACCAGCACAACCUCUGCUCCUACAACCAGCACCAACUCUGCUCCUACAACCAGCACCAGUUCUGCUCCUACAACCAGCACAACCUCUAUUCCUGGAACUACUCCCAGCCCUGUUCCCACCACCAGUACAACUUCUGCUCCUACAACCAGCACAACCUCUGCCGCUACAACACAACCUUUGGUCCUGGAACUACUCCCAGUCCAGUUCCUACCACCAGCACAACCUCUGCUCCUACAACUAGCACCACACAACCGCUGCUUCUACAACCAGAACAACCUCUGGUCCUGGAACUACUCCCAGCCCAGUUCCUACCACCAGCACAACCUCUGCUCCUACAACCAGCACCAGCUCUGCUCCUACAACCAGCACCAGUUCUGCUCCUACAACCAGCACAACCUCUAUUCCUGGAACUACUCCCAGCCCUGUUCCCACCAUCAGCACAACCUCUGCUCCUACAAGCAGCACAACCUCUGCUGCUAUAACCAGCACAACCUCUGCUUCUACAACCAGCACAACGUCUGGUCCGGGAACUACUCCCAGCCCUGUUCCUACCACCAGUAUAACCUUUGCUCCUACAACCAGCACCACCAGCUCUGCUCCUACAACCAGUACCAGUUCUGCUCCUACAACCAGCACAACUUCUACACCACCAGCUCUGCUCCUACAACCAGCACCAGCUCUGCUCCUACAACCAGCAGAAGCUCUAGUCCUGGAACUACUCCCAGCCAUCACAACCUCUGCUCCUACAACCAGCACCAGCUCUGCUCCUACAAUCAGCACCAGUUCUGCUCCUACAACCAGCACAACCUCUGGUCCUGGAACUACUCCCAGCCCAGUUCCUACCACCAACACAACCUCUGCUCCAACAACCAGAACAACCUCUGCCCCUACAAGCAGCACAACCUCUGCCGCUAUAACCAGCACAACCUCUGCUUCUACAACCAGCACAACCUCUAUACAACCUUUACUCCUACAACCAGCACCACCAGCUCUGCUCCUACAACCAGUACCAGUUCUGCUCCUACAACCAGCACAACCUCUAGUCCUGGAACUACUCCCAGCCCUCACAACCUCUGCUUCUACAACCAGCACAACCUCUGGUCCUGGAACGACUCCCAGCCCUGUUCCUACCACCAGUACAACCUUUGCUCCUACAACCAGCACCAUCAGCUCUGCUCCUACAACCAGUACCAGUUCUGCUCCUACAACCAGCACAACCUCUAUUCCUGGAACUACUCCCAGCCCUGUUCCUACCACCAACACAACCUCUGCUUCUACAACCAGCACAACCUCUGGUCCUGGAACUACUCCCAGCCCCGUUCCUACCACCCACACCAUCAGCUCUGUUCCUACAACCAGCACCACCAGCUCUGCUCCUACAACCAGUACCAGUUCUGCUCCUACAACCAGCACAACCUCUACAUCAGCUCUGCUCCUACAAUCAGCACCACCAGCUCUGCUCCUACAACCAGCACAACCUCUAGUCCUGGAACUACUCCCAGCCCUAACCAGCACCAGCUCUCCUCCUACAACCAGCACCAGUUCUGCUCCUACAACCAGCACCAGUUCUGCUCCUACAACCAGCAUAACCUCUAUUCCUGGAAGUACUCCCAGCCCUGUUCCCACCACCAGCACAACCUCUGCUCCUACAACCAGAGCAACCUCUGCCCCUACAAGCAUCACAACAUCUGCCACUACAACCAGCACAACCUCUGUUCCUACCACCAGCACAACCUCUGCUCCUACAACCAGCACCAGCUCUGCUCCUACGACCAGCACAACCUCCAGUCCUGGAACUUUUCCCAGCCCUGUUCCCACCACCAGCACAACCUCUGCUCCCACCACCAGCACAACCUCUGCUUCUACAACCAGCACAACCUCUGCACAGUCUCUGCCCCUACAACCAGAAAAACCUCUGCCCCUACAAGCAGCACAACCUCAGCCGCUCACAAACUCUGCUCCUACAACCAGCACAACCUCUGCCUCUACAACCAGCACAACCUCUGGUCCUGGAAUGACUCCCAGCCCUGUUCCCACCACCAGCACGACCUCUGCUCCUACUACCAGCACAACCUCUGCUAUUACAACCAGCCCAACCUCUGCCCCUACAAGCAGUACAACCUCCACUCCACAGACCAGCAUAACCUCUGUUCCUACAACCAGCACAACUUCUGGUCCUGGAAUUCCUACCACCAGCACAACCUCUGCUUCUACAACCAGCACCAGCUCUGCUCCUACGACCAGCACAACCUCCAGUCCUGGAACUAUUCCCAGCCUUGUUCCCACCACCAGCACAACUUCUGCUCCUACAACCAGCAAAACCUCUGCUUCAACAACCAGCACAACCUCUGUUGCUGGAACUACUCCCAGCCCUGUUCCUACCACCAGCACAACCUCAGCUCCUACCACCAGCCCCAGCUCUGCUCCGACAAGCAGCACAACCUCUGGUCCUGGAACUACUCCCAGCCCUGUUCCCACUACCAGCAUAACUUCUGCUCCUACAACCAGAACAACCUCUGCACCUACAAGCAGCACAACCUCUGCUUCUACUACCACACUACUUCUGCCCCUACAAGCAGCACAACCUCAGCUCCUACAACCAGCACAACCUCUGCUCCUACAACCAGCACAACCUCUGCUCCUACAACCAGCACACCCUGCUUCUGCAACGUAACUGACCGGCUCUACCCCGCGGGAUCUACCAUAUACCACCACAGAGACCUCGCCGGCCACUGCUAUUAUGCCCUGUGCAGCCAGGACUGCCAAGUGGUCAGAGGGGUUGACAGUGACUGUCCAUCCACCACGCUGCCUCCUGCCCCAGCCACGUCCCCUUGGACAUCCACCUCUGAGCCCGUCACUGAGCUGGGAUGCCCAAAUGUGGUUCCCCCCAGAAAGAAAGGUGAGACCUGGGCCAUGCCCAACUGCUCCGAGGCCACCUGUGAGGGCAACAAUAUCAUCUCCCUGCACCCGCGAACGUGCCCAAGGGUGGAGAAACCCACCUGUGCCAAUGGCUACCCAGCCCUGAAGGUGGCCGACCAGGAUGGCUGCUGCCAUCACUACCAGUGCCAGUGUGUGUGCAGCGGCUGGGGUGAUCCCCACUACAUCACCUUUGAUGGCACCUACUACACCUUCCUGGACAACUGCACGUACGUGCUGGUGCAGCAGAUCGUGCCCGUGUACGGCCACUUCCGCGUGCUGGUGGACAACGACUUCUGCGGCGCGGAGGACGGGCUUUCCUGCCCGAGGUCCAUCAUCCUGGAGUACCAGCAGGACCGCGUGGUGCUGACCCGCAAGCCAGUCCACGGGGUGAUGACCAAUGAGAUCAUCUUCAAUGACAAGGUAGUCAGCCCCGGCUUCCGGAAAAAUGGCAUCGUGGUCUCGCGCGUCGGCAUCAAGAUGUACGCGACCGUCCCGGCACUGGGCGUCCAGGUCAUGUUCUCCGGCCUCAUCUUCUCGGUGGAGGUUCCCUUCAGCAAGUUUGCCAACAACACCGAGGGCCAGUGUGGCACUUGCACCAACGACCUGGAGGAUGAGUGCCGCACGCCUGAGGGCACGGUGGUCGCUUCCUGCUCUGAGAUGUCUGGCCUCUGGAAUGUCAGCAUCCCCAAUCAGCCAGCCUGCCACGGGCCUCGCCCGCUGCCCACCACGGUCGGGCCCACGACAGUUGGGUCCACCACGUUUGGGCCCACCACCCCGCCUGCUCUGUGCCCGCCAUCAUCCAUCUGCCAGCUGAUUCUGAGCAAGGUCUUUGAGCCAUGCCAUGCCGUGAUCCCCCCACUGCCAUUCUAUGAGGGCUGCACUUUCGACCAGUGCCACAAGACCGACCCGGACACGGUGUGCUCCAGCCUGGAGCUGUACGCGGCACUCUGCGCGUCCCAAGACAUCUGCAUCGACUGGAGAGGCCGGACCAACCACACGUGCCCAUUCACCUGCCCAGCCGACAAGGUGUACCAGCCCUGCGGCCCGAGCAAUGCUUCCUACUGCUAUGGGAAUGACAGUGCCAGCCUCGGGGCCCUGCCGGAGGCCGGCCCCAUCACCGAAGGCUGCUUCUGUCCGGAGGGCAUGACUCUCUUCAGCACCAGUGCCCAAGUCUGCGUGCCCACGGGCUGCCCCAUCUGCAACACCAGCCGCUGCCCUGCACCCGUGGACUGUCCCGAGGGUGCCCGUGCGAUCCCGACCUACGAGGAGGGGACCUGCUGCCCGGUCCAAAACUGCAAUUGGACAGAGUGCAGCAUCAACGGGACCUUGUACCAGCCCGGUGCCGUGGUCUCCUCGAGCCUGUGCGAAACCUGCAAGUGUGAGCUGCCUGGCGGCUCCCUGUUGGACACGUUUGUGGUCAGUUGUGAGACCCAGAUCUGCAACACACACUGCCCUGUGGGUUUUGAGUACCAGGAGCAGAGCGGGCAGUGCUGUGGCACCUGUGUGCAGGUCGCCUGUGUCGCCAACACCAGCGGGAGCUCCAUCCACCUCUUCUACCCCGGCGAGACCUGGUCAGACCCCGGGAACCACUGUGUCACCCAUGAGUGUGAGAAGCACUUGGACGGGCUGGUGGUGGUCACCACGAAGAAGGCGUGCCCCCCGCUCAGCUGUUCUCUGGACGAAGCCCACAAGAGCGAGGACGGCUGCUGUCACUUCUGCCCGCCGCCCCCGCUCCCACCCCAGUACCAGAACCAGUCGACCUGUGCUGUGUACCAUAGGAGCCAGAUCAUCCAGCAGCAGGGCUGCAACUCCUCGGAGCCCGUGCGCCUGGCUUACUGCCGGGGAAACUGUGGGGACAGCUAUUCCAUGUACGUGCCUGGGCAGUACUCGUUCGAGGGCAACAUGGUGGAGCACAGGUGCCAGUGCUGCCAGGAGCUGCGGACUUCGCUGAGGAAUGUGACCCUGCACUGUGCCGACGGCUCCAGCCGGGCCUUCAGCUUCACCGAGGUGGAACAGUGCGGCUGCAUGGGCCGGCGGUGCCCCGCGCCGGGCGACACCCAGCACUCGGAGGAGAUGGGACCCAAGCAGAACCAGGAGGCGGGGAGUGGGAGCUGGGAGAGAGGCACCCCAGUGUCCCCCGUCCACUGA
Rhinopithecus roxellana (golden snub-nosed monkey) is the source of this 10851-nucleotide messenger RNA. RefSeq names its product mucin 5AC, oligomeric mucus/gel-forming (gene MUC5AC). NCBI's taxonomy places the organism in Eukaryota, Metazoa, Chordata, Mammalia, Primates, Cercopithecidae. Gene Ontology annotation, cellular component: extracellular matrix. The record is from RefSeq and is a predicted model, not a curated record. Gene Ontology annotation, molecular function: metal ion binding; protein binding.